Molecule: messenger RNA, 951 nt
Organism: Heterostelium album PN500
Lineage: Eukaryota; Evosea; Eumycetozoa; Acytosteliales; Acytosteliaceae
Product: non-structural maintenance of chromosomes element 4 family protein
Exons: 3
Coding region: 1-951 (316 amino acids)
Biological process (GO): DNA repair
Cellular component (GO): nucleus; Smc5-Smc6 complex
Source: RefSeq, a predicted model, not a curated record
AUGACAACUCCACAGAAACAAUCACAAAACGAGAGAAGAACUAUCAGAAGAGAAUACAGAACUCUUAUUCAAGAGACACAAGCAAAGAAACAAGAUCUUAUUCAACCUGACAGUCAAGGUCUUUUAGAUGUCUUAAAGAAAGUAGAUGUAUUAUAUUCAAAAGUACAACAACCUAGAGAAGCAGCUUUAGAUUCAGAGUUACUCAGUUUAACAUCACAACUUGGUUAUGAACAAGCACAGAGGUUCAAAGUCGCACCAAGUUCGUUUGACACUGUCAAUUUCAUUACUAGAUUGAGAAACUCGUUGGUGCAACUCGGUGAAGAUAAUGAAGUUACGGAAGACGGUUGGAAUAAGUUUGGUGAACAAGUCAGUUCAAAGUUUAAUGAUGUACCGGUGUUUGACUUUAUGUACGGCCCGAUGAAUAUAGAGAUCGUCGAGAAGACAAGAAAGGCACCGGUUAGAAGACAAAAAGAUGAUGUUGGAAAGCUCGAAACCGCAGAGAAGAUCGACGAUUCCACAAAGAUGGUAGCAGAAUCGACCAGUGGUCGUGUACAGGCAAUGAAAUCCUACAUAGAGAACAAAAAGAAGAUCGAUGAAAUCGAUACCCUCACCGAUCAAAAGUCAUUCUCGCGUACCGUCGAGAAUAUCUUUUACUUUUCGUUCCUCUUGAAAGACGGACAAGCCAAGUUGGCAUCGGACGAAGAUGGCAUAAUCAAUAUCCAGGUGUCACAGCCACCCGACGAAGCGGACUAUACCACUGGCAAAGCGAAACAACGACACUCCAUCGUUAAGAUGGACUACGAGACUUGGAUGGAAUGGAAGAAGAUUUCAACUCAACAACCGGAUUUCGAUUUAGAAGAACUGGCAAAAGAAGCGAUGCGCAAACAAAAAGAUGCUGAACCUCAUGCCAACACUCAAGAUGACAGACAAAAGAAAAAACAAAAAACAUAA